UGCUUCUUCCCCAUGCCCCGUUGCUUACGUGGCAACGAAGAGCCGAAUUUGCCUCUUAUAAACAUUCAACCCCAAAACACACAACAAUAUUUGCUUCUCCUCUCUCUCUCGCUCUCUCACUCUUCUGAGUUUCCCGAGAAAACCGAAUCCGGCUGGGAGAAUUUGGAUACUUAUAGCUACUGCAUUUUGCAGAAAUUCAUUGAAUCCGGCGAGUAGAAUCUCGGAGGGAGAGAGGGAGAGGGAAGUGCAGGGAAGGGAGCUGAACGGAGACUCAUCGGAAGCCUUGAAUCGGGGCUCAAUCGGCGGUGAUUGUCUUUGUAAUUUCUCAAGUGGUUUCAUUUGCGGCACUGACCGACUGGACCAUUCCUAUCUCUAUAUGCCGUUUUUUUUUCUUUGUCUUGUAUUGUAUCUCUCCCUCUCGGCGUGCGAGUUGUUUGUUAGUGCACUUUCAUGUUGGCCGCGGUUUUGUAUUUCUUUCUAGGGUUUAUCAGAGUUUUGAAGGAUCUUGUUAGAGUUUAAUGUAGGUGAAGAACGAUAUUAGAAAACCCAGUUUUCGACAGCUUAUAAAAAAUUUACGUUUCCUGCGACUUAGUUUUUAGUCUCGAGUCUCAACCCAUGGCUUUUGAUCAGAACUCAAUUCCCAAAGGCCUGCGGCCUUUGAAUGUAGCUAGAACUAUAGUUGAUGAUCCCCGCAUUACGCCAGUUGCUACUACGGGUCGAAAUCCCGAAUGGUUCAUCCCCAACCCUCCGCCCGACAUUGUGAGCACUGAUUCUGUGCCUGUCCCUUAUAAGGGAAAUGUCUCCGAUGUGGGAUUUGUCGGGCUAGGAUAUGGGAAUGUGGUUACUGGUGUUGCACCAUGGUGCCCUCGAAUGCCUUCUCCUGUUGCGCAUCCUGCCACAAUUCCUGCCGUAGGGUUUGGUUACAGCUCGAAUCUGAAUGUCAGCAGCAAUCGUGGUGGUGUUAAUGCUAUUGAUCUUGCUAGUAGUUGCAUGACAGUUGGGGUUAAUCAUAGUCCAAAUUUGAGUCAUCGAGUUGGGGGAGGUGGCAUGGAUUUUGCGAGCAAUGAUAUCUCAAUGGGGUCUGGGGAUAGUAACGAUUUAUGCAAUAAGGUUGCUGCCAACGGUGAUCAGAUGAGUAGUGAUAGUACUUCUGGAUUUGGCUCUCACUUGGGGAAUUCGGUAGGUGAGAGUGUGGCCGAUCAAGUGAGCGUGGAGGGUGGAGAUGGUUCCAUUUCGAGAAAGAAAGUUAAGUUUUUGUGUAGUUUCGGUGGCAAGAUUUUGCCUAGACCGAGUGAUGGUAUGUUGAGAUAUGUUGGAGGCCAAACAAGGAUUAUAAGUGUUAGAAGAGAUGUGACUUUCAAUGAGCUUCUGCAAAAGAUGGUUGAUACCUACGGGCAGGCCGUGGUUAUUAAAUAUCAGCUCCCCGACGAGGAUCUUGAUGCUUUAGUAUCUGUUUCAUGCCCUGAUGAUCUUGAUAAUAUGAUGGAUGAGUAUGAGAAGUUGGUUGAGAGGUCUUCAGAUGGUUCGGCUAAAUUGAGGAUGUUUUUGUUCUCUGCUUCAGAACUUGACUCUUCAGGUAUGGUGCAAUUUGAGGAUUUGCAUGAUAGUGGGCAGAGAUAUGUUGAGACGGUGAAUGGAAUAUCUGAUGGGGUUGGUGGCCGUAUCACAAGGAAAGAGAGCUUUGCAAGUGCUACCUCAACUCAGAAUUCUGACUUGAGUGGGACUGAGGUAAUUGAUAUUUCAAAUAACGAUCUGGGGGUUGUGAGUGGGCCUCCAUACGCAAUGUUGUCCUCCCCUGGAGGAAAUGUAGGUACUUCAAUUGCUAUUGGCCCAGGAUUAGUGAAGAUAGAUCCCGUCUCUGCAGUUUUUGUAGAUCCCUCUGCUGUUCCGUUAAGGAUUCCUGUCGUUAACUCUGUUACUCCUGAAGCUUCUUCCCAGUCAGAGGUGGAUUUGGGAAGGUCUGUGCCUGUUACUCUAAUGCAGCAGCAACCAGGUAAUGACUUUCCACCACCUGCUCAACUGCAGCCUUCUGUUGAUCCUCGCCACCAAGCAGCAUGUGUGGACUGUAUACAAUUUCGUCCACAAUUAGGCUUUUCAAAUCCUCAUCAUUUAGGGACAUCUGGGUCUAUGUUUAUGCAACAGCCAAAUACUCUUGGAAUUACCCCUCAUCAGUUUGUUCCAGCAGUUCACAUGACAAUGGCUCCCUCGUCUUCUCACCUCAAUAGUAGGCCAAAUACCUAUCAAUCGUUGGUUCAAUAUCCACAAUCCCAGACUGAAUAUUUUGCCAACGGAAGCACAUUUGGGGCAAGGUUUGUCCAGCUCUCUGCAGAACAAGGUUACAACUCAUGUCAGGUUCCAGCUCCUCCUCCAGUAUCAGGAGGAGGUGGAUUUGGUUUACAGCAGGUACCAUGGUCUGAUCAGGCAGUUAAAUCUGAUGGAUUGAUAUCCCAUCAACAGGCAGCUUUUUCUGAUAAGACUGAGAGGUUGGAUAACUGUUACUCGUGCCAGAAAGCAGUGCCUCAUGCGCACUCUGAUUCUUUGUUGCAGGAUCAAAGAGAAAAUUUGACAAACCCUGUAUCUGAUUCAAAAUUUUCAUAUUAUGGUCUUCACUCGGAAGAUCAUUUGACAACCCAGCCAUUGAAAAAUAUUACAGAAACUGGAGUUUUGAGGCAACAAACUAUUGAACAAGGAGUUGGAAUGCAAACCAGGAUCUUUAGUCCUAUGGAUCCAGGAGUUGGAAAACCUUCAAUUGAGGCAAUUGGCUUCCUGAAUCAUAUUGAGGGUCAGCACGAGAAUGACAGCACUCUAAAAGAUCAUAGUGGGUUCUUAGCUCGGCAGGGUGCUCCUGGGAGACAAGGUGAUAUUCAGUCCCCCCAUGUUGCUGUUGUGGACAAGAUUCCUCAGCCUGGCCAGGUUGAUACUUUCCAGCAGCAUCAUGCAUCUGUUGAGAAUCAGUUCCAUCCAAAUCCAGGCAUGGAUAAGCACGAUCUUUGUUUUGGAGGUGCUCCUAUCCUUGCUUCRGACUACAGCAUUCAUGAAGAUCCAAAAGAAUGCUCUAACAGUCACCGUGGCAUUAUUCCUAACCAAAAUGCUGCCCACACUGGAAUUUGGUAUGACAAUCUCAGACCAAUUGUUGGAAACUUGGAAACUCUAAGUAUCUGCCCAACUGAUAUUGGUGCUAAUUUGGAUCGCUGCAAGUCACCCAUUGAAAGAACUAGGAAGGAGGACAAUUUCGAUAGCAGUUCACAACCAGUCUCAGGGAGGGAAGUUCUACUAGAUAACAACUUUGUGGAGGCAAAAGUGGUUCUCGAUGCAAAUCAUAUGAAACCAAGUACUUUGGCUUGCUCCUCAUCAGACGUUCCCUAUUUGCUGAAUACACCUCCUGUUAGGGGUUCUCCCGGAACAUUACCACAAUCAGAAAAUGAAAUACAACAUUUGGAGUCCAAUGAAGUUCGUCAUGGCAGAAAUUCCCAGUUACCUGACAUGAAGGCUGAUCAUAUAAAUAAUAAAGUCCCAGUUUCUGCUGAGUGGAAGGAAGACACUUCUCUAUUUGAAUCCAGGAUGGUAUCUGGUGAUGCCCAAUCCAUUUCUCUGCCUAGCAGGGCUGGAAAUAUACAAGACACUACAAAUUCACUCUUCAGCAAUCAGGAUCCUUGGAACUUACAGCAUGACGCCCACUUUUUGCCUCCUAGGCCAAAUAAAAUUCAACCAAGGAAUGAAGCCGCGUCCACCAGGGAACCCUUGGCAGAGAGUCCUUUAAGGAAUAUUGGUGAACUAAAUAUGGAAGCGUUAAUAGAUGAUGGAAUAUGUCACCCAUUGGUUAACUCGAACAAGGGUACCAAUUCAGAGACUGUCCAGUCUGGCAAAAGCUCUUCAGAGGAACAAAUCAGGAAAGAUCUUCAAGCUGUUGCCGAGGGUGUAGCUGCUUCUGUUCUUCGGUCGACAAAAUCCUCCAACUCUGACUUGCAUGAAAGAAGUGAUUCGGUUUGUGAGUCUAAUACAGAAGAUGUUCAAAAUAAUGUUAAAUAUAACAUCGAGGAUGUCAGGACAAGACAUACAGAAAAAGCAAAUUUUGGUUUCCCAAUGUCGGAAGGCAUUGGCCGCUUGCAGGUAAUAAAGAAUAGUGACCUUGAAGAACUAAGAGAAUUAGGUUCUGGUACAUUUGGCACUGUUUAUCAUGGAAAAUGGAGGGGGUCUGAUGUUGCUAUCAAACGAAUCAAUGAUAGGUGUUUUGCUGGGAAGGCUUCUGAACAAGAUCGCAUGAGAGAAGAUUUUUGGAAUGAAGCAAUUAAGCUUGCUGAUUUGCACCACCCAAAUGUGGUUGCUUUUUAUGGUAUUGUGCUUGAUGGCCCUGAGGGCUCUGUGGCAACAGUAACAGAAUAUAUGGUUAAUGGAUCGCUCAGAAAUGCUUUGCUGAAGAACGAGAAGAGUCUUGACAAGCGUAAGCGCCUCUUAAUUGCUAUGGAUGCGGCUUUUGGAAUGGAAUACCUGCACAGAAAGAACAUAGUGCACUUUGAUUUAAAAAGUGAUAAUCUGCUUGUUAACCUUCGGGAUCCUCAUCGGCCAAUAUGCAAGGUUGGUGACCUGGGCCUAUCCAAGGUGAAACAUCAGACAUUGAUAUCAGGUGGUGUGCGGGGAACACUUCCAUGGAUGGCGCCUGAGCUUCUGAAUGGGAGCAGCAAUCUUGUCUCCGAGAAGGUUGAUGUGUUUUCAUUUGGUAUUGUCUUAUGGGAGCUCCUUACUGGAGAAGAACCUUAUGCAGAUUUGCGUUAUGGGGCCAUCAUAGGUGGCAUAGUAAGCAACACAUUGCGUCCGCCAAUACCGGAAUCUUGUGACCCAGAAUGGAGGUCACUGAUGAAGAGAUGCUGGUCAUCAGAGCCAUCAGAGAGGCCAAACUUCACAGAAAUUGCACAUGAAUUGCGCUCCAUGGCUGCAAAGGUUCCUCAGAAAGUACCCAACCAGCAGCAGUAAUGCUGACUCAACUUCAUCUCCAAGUUCAGAAGUGAAUUUAGGAAAACCAGCAGCGGUAAUCCUGACUCAACUUCAUCUCCAUGUUCAGAAGUGAAUUUAGGCGUAUUGCUUCGCUGAUGGCCCCUCUACGCCUAUGCUUUAGAAUGGCGGAUACAAGUACGUUGCUCAGUUUUGGGAUUGGGUAUAUAAUAGGUGGUUUUUUGACUUCUAACAGAGAGAGAUAGGUCAUAGUAGUUACCCAACAGCUCCUUUUCAGUUCGCAACUACUUAGAUUAUGAUUAUUUGUUAGCAAAUUUUUUAAGUCAAAUUUGAUUAAUUGAUUGCCAAUGUUUUUUAUGUUUAGUAUUUGACAGUAUUUAAGGUUUCUCACGCCUGAAAAGCUGAAAAGGAACAAUCUUUUUCUUCUCUCUCUAAUGGAUGGGAAGCCAAAGGGUUCUGUUUUUUUGGGGGGAUAAGAAACAGAAAGAAGCCAAGGUAAAAAACCUGGCAGCUAAUAGGAUCUUUCAGGGGAUGUAGCAGACCACAUUAAAUUUCUAGAGCUUUUUAGUA
Molecule: messenger RNA, 5520 nt
Organism: Momordica charantia (bitter melon)
Lineage: Eukaryota; Viridiplantae; Streptophyta; Magnoliopsida; Cucurbitales; Cucurbitaceae
Product: kinase superfamily with octicosapeptide/Phox/Bem1p domain-containing protein
Biological process (GO): signal transduction; protein phosphorylation
Cellular component (GO): cytoplasm
Molecular function (GO): protein kinase activity; ATP binding; protein binding
Source: RefSeq, a predicted model, not a curated record